Brienomyrus brachyistius is the source of this 2753-nucleotide messenger RNA. RefSeq names its product CoA synthase (gene coasy). Gene Ontology annotation, molecular function: dephospho-CoA kinase activity; ATP binding. The transcript has 10 exons. Gene Ontology annotation, biological process: coenzyme A biosynthetic process. The coding region runs from base 358 to 2049 and encodes 563 amino acids. The record is from RefSeq and is a predicted model, not a curated record. NCBI's taxonomy places the organism in Eukaryota, Metazoa, Chordata, Actinopteri, Osteoglossiformes, Mormyridae.
GUGGCGAUGGGCGCCCGUGAGCCGUCUAUGUGACCAACAUCGAGUCCAUGGUAGAAGAAGACGGUGUGUCAGUCGUUAGGAAUAGUGCGAGAGACAGUGGUAGUGUAAAGAAUUGACGUUUUAAACAUCCUGUUAGUUAUGUUGUAUGUUUAAUUGUUUCUGGUAUACACUUUAUGGUGCGGUAGCAUAGCAUUGGGGCUUUUAACGCAUUGAAUAUUUUUUUGUUUCUUAAUGAGCUAGCUAUUUAGCUCUUUAGCUAGCUUAGAUGACUAGGCUGGAUCUCAAGAGAUCGAAGAACACUGCCCAGUUAAAUACUUAAUAAAAAGGCAGCUACGCUGUUGACACCAGCAGACCAGCAUGUCUGUGUUCAGCACUGGCAUCCUUGUGCUUACCACUCCGCUUCACACCUUGCCACUGCGCAUCGCGCCCGUCCUAAGCUCGGCUGCUCAGGUGGUGGAGCGCAUCCUCUAUGUGCAUCUGCAUCCUGGGCUCAACCUGGGUAGCGUGAGUCAAGCCAGACCAGCCUAUAUUCCUGCUGUGGCAGAUGUGUCCAGCCUCAUCACAAGACUCUACAGCAAUGCAGCAGACGUUUGUGGACAUCUGGAUGUUCGAGUGCUGCUGACGAACAUUAGGGCCCAGCAGUGUCUGUUAGGACCAGGGGGAGCCAGUAACCCCUUCCCUUCCCCACAGACCCUCUCGCACUCCCCAGAGGUGGUGUUGACUGAUUUUGCCUUGCAGGACCCAAACCAGUCCUCAGUGGUGGCCCAGUGCCUGCAGAAGUAUGCAGGACACUGCUAUACCUGCAGCCCAGGGCUGGCUUCGGUGCUCCUGCACUCCCAGCUGGAGUCUCUGGUGAAUGAAGUGGAGCAGGGAGACGCUGAGACGGCACAGGCUGAGCCCCUGCAGACCUACAGCGACGUGGUGGUGGGAGGCACCUUCGACCGGCUUCACGGGGCACACAGGACGCUGCUCAAUGUCUCUUGCCUGUUGACCAAUAGGCGCUUCUUGAUUGGGGUGUGUGACCAGGACCUGCUGAAAAACAAGGUGUUGAAGGAGCUGAUCGAGCCCUAUUCUCGGCGGAUAUGGAGGCUCCGCGAGUUCCUACAAGAUAUCAAGCCCUCGCUGCAGUACGAAAUUGUGCCCCUCUCUGACCCGUUCGGCCCCUCUGUCACUGACCCCCAGCUUCAGUGCAUCGUGGUGAGUGAGGAGACCAGGAAAGGGGGUGAUGCCGUCAACAAAAAGCGCCAGGAGAACGGUCUCCCCACCUUGGUGUUGCACGAGAUUCAGCUGCUCAAAGAUGCUCACCACAGCGAGAUAGAGGAGGAGAAAAUUAGCUCGUCCAGCUUGCGUUGUCGUCUCCUGGGCACUGUCCUUAACGCUCCUGAGGACAAGCCGUACCUUCCUCCCAACCCCUACGUAAUUGGGCUGACGGGGGGCAGUGGCAGUGGGAAGAGCUCCAUCGCCUGUCGUCUGGAGGCACUGGGUGCUGUCCGCAUUGAUAGCGACCAGUUGGGCCACGAGACCUACUGCCCCGGGACAGCAGCAUACCAGAAGGUGGUGAUGGAGUUUGGGACAGAUAUUCUCAAUGAAGAUAAAACCAUAAAUAGGCGAUGCCUUGGCAGGAAGGUCUUUGGAAACAAGGACCGAUUGAAAGCCCUCACUGACAUUGUGUGGCCUGAGAUAGCGCUUCUGGUGAAGCAGAAGAUCCAGCAGGCUAGAGUGGAGGAUAAGCAGGUGUGUGUGGUGGAUGCCGCAGUGCUGUUGGAGGCUGGCUGGACAGACAUGGUGCAUGAGGUCUGGGUGGCCAUGAUCCCUGAGGAGGAGGCAGUGUCCCGGAUCACAGCACGGGACGGGGUGAGCGUGGAGGAUGCCCGCCGGCGGCUGCAGAGCCAGUGGCCGACCGUCCAGCAGGUGGCGCAUGCCAAUGUUGUGCUGUGUACUCUUUGGGAGCCUGAUAUCACGCAAAAGCAGGUCCAGAAGGCCUGGGAUCUCCUCCAGGAACGCCUCAGCCAGAGGGGCAAAGUCCGCCCUACACCCCCGGUGCUGUGAAUUCAUCCUGGUUCAGUCCAGCCCCUUUUCCUGAGCCCGGUCACAUGUUGAUGACAACUCAGUGCAUAUUCAACAGCAUGAGGACCACGUGUGACUUCAGCAUCAGUGCUGUCUGCAAGAAGACAUGCGUCCACCGCAUGGCAUCACGGCUUUUUGUGUUCCUUCCUGUUAUAAUUCCUGAUUUUCUUAGCAGGCUUUGAACGUCACGCAUUUAUACUGUUGAAAGUCUUGGACCUUGAUUUAAGGUGGGUUAAGAGCCGAACUCUUCUGGUCACUGCGUCGGCUCUCCUUCAAGCUGCAGCCCGAAUGGCUUGUGACAAUGUGCCUGAACUUCAAAAGAGCUGAUUAGUUUUCCUCUUUUUAAUCAAUAACCUGGAGGAUUACCGUGCUUCAGGUUGACCAUUGUUGUUCAGUUGUAUUUUGUUAUCCAUUGUUUUCCCCCUUCUCUACAGUUUAUAUUUGAAAGAACAUAUAUGUUACAACACGUCUACAUCAUGCUAAAAACACUUAAAAUGUUUGGUAAAUGUGAAUGGUAUAUUGAAUGUAUUGCGUUACUUUUAGGUUGUAUAACUGAACUGUAUAUGAGAUUCAAAUUCAGACCAGAUAUGACUGAUCAUAUCUGGUCUUUGUAAAUAACUAUAAUUUUAAAAGGAUUACUUAUUUCCGAAGAAUACAGUACUAAAUAAAUUUAAGCUAUUCUCCCA